AUGAACAUCAACAUCGAUAUUGGUUCCAACGAGGGGAUCGCGAUGCAGGCAGAGUUCAAGAUAAGCCUGAACGCCUAUUUGGCAGACUUGGUCUACUCCCCAGUCCGCUCCCUUGCCCAAGUCAUAGCAUUCAACAACGCACAUCCCAUAGAGGAGCGGGUGAAAGAUUUCGGUCAACCUGACCUUAUCGCGGCCCAAAACACAAACGGCAUUUGCACCGUGGAGAGAGCCGCGAUCCGGCGGCUGAAGGAGCUGGACACGGAAGGGCUGGAGAAGCUGAUGAAGGAGCGCCAGCUGGAUGCGAUCGUGGCGCCUAACAGUGAUAUAUCUAGCCUUCUCGCCAUUGGCGGCCAGCCUGACAUCAUUGUGCCGGCAGGGUACAAUGAGCAAGGGGUUCCCUUUGGGAUAUGCUUUGGCGGGCUGCAGGGGUACGAGCCGAGGCUGAUCGAGAUGGCCUAUGCUUUCGAGCAGGCUACGAAAGUUAGAAAGCAACCCAUGAUCAAGCCCUAG
Molecule: messenger RNA, 510 nt
Organism: Triticum turgidum subsp. durum (durum wheat)
Lineage: Eukaryota; Viridiplantae; Streptophyta; Magnoliopsida; Poales; Poaceae
Source: the annotation of a GenBank genome assembly